Phyllostomus hastatus (greater spear-nosed bat) is the source of this 1272-nucleotide messenger RNA. It is a transcript of the gene PGLS, whose product is annotated as 6-phosphogluconolactonase. The record is from RefSeq and is a predicted model, not a curated record. The coding region runs from base 333 to 1109 and encodes 258 amino acids. The transcript has 5 exons. Gene Ontology annotation, molecular function: 6-phosphogluconolactonase activity. NCBI's taxonomy places the organism in Eukaryota, Metazoa, Chordata, Mammalia, Chiroptera, Phyllostomidae. Gene Ontology annotation, biological process: pentose-phosphate shunt; carbohydrate metabolic process.
CAUUUCCUUCCGCCACUCCAACCCAUCCCAUGUCCCCCCCUUGGGACUCCCCCAGCUCUGGGCUCCUCUUUCGGGUCUCACUCUGUCACUAUCAGGUUAGAAGCAAUUGAGCCAAUUCUGCUAGCCCCAGCCGAGGACCGAAGUUAGGUCCAACCUGCAAAAACGUCAAUGAGCUCGGAAGGUCCAAAUGCCCCGCCCUACCGCAGCUUCACUUCUGGGACUGCGCAUGUGCCACGGGCGGCUGCCCAAAUACUAAGCCUUGGGCUGCACGCCCGGCCUACACGCAGGCGCACUGCCGGCCGCCGGGAGCGCUUCCGUCUCCCGCCGUCGCCAUGGCCGCACCGGCCCCGGGCCUCAUCUCUGUCUUCUCGAGUCCACAGGAGCUCGCCGCUUCGCUGGCGCAGUUGGUUGCCCAGCGGGCUGCGUGCUGCCUGGCUGGGGCCCGCGCCCGUUUUGCGCUCGGCCUGUCGGGCGGCAGUCUCGUCUCCAUGCUGGCAAGCGAGCUGCCCGCCGCAGUCGCCCCCGCCGGCUCGGCCAGCCUCACGCGCUGGACGCUGGGCUUCUGCGACGAGCGUCUCGUACCGUUUGAGCACGCUGAGAGCACGUAUGGCCUCUACAGGACGCACCUGUUCUCCAAGCUGCCCAUCCCUGACAGCCAAGUGAUUACCAUUAACCCCCAGCUUCCUGUGGAGGAGGCAGCUGAGGACUACGCCAAGAAGCUGAGACAGGCCUUCCAAGGGGACUCCAUCCCAGUUUUUGACCUGCUGAUCCUGGGGGUGGGCCCUGAUGGCCAUACCUGCUCACUCUUCCCAGACCAUCCCCUCCUGCAGGAACGAGAGAAGAUAGUAGCCCCCAUCAGUGACUCCCCAAAGCCACCUCCACAGCGUGUGACCCUCACACUUCCUGUGCUGAAUGCAGCCCGAACUGUCAUCUUUGUGGCUACUGGAGAAGGCAAGGCAGCUGUUCUGAAGCGCAUUUUGGAGGACAAGGAGGACAACCCUCUCCCUGCCGCCCUUGUCCAGCCCCACACCGGGAAACUCUGCUGGUUCCUGGAUGAGGCAGCAGCCCGACUCCUGACUGUGCCCUUCGAGAAGCAUUCCACUUUGUAGCUGAUCCCUGGGGACGCCACAUUGGGGACCAUGUGCGGCCUGAGGGGGCUGGGACCUUCUAGGGCUGUGCCUCUCCACCGCCAUGCUCUGGGUUUCAUUAUUAAAAAGCCACGUGGUGCCCUGACUGAAGUGGCUCAGUGGGUUGGGCAUCGCCCUGCAAACA